AUCUUCAUGGUGAAUUAGAACAAGAAAAGUGGGAAGAAAUUCCUCAGAAUAGAGCUUAUUCAGUAACAUUUGCUGAAGAAAAUGAAGAAAAUGAUGAUAAAGAAACAAGGUUUAUAAGACAUGAUACACCUCAUCCACGAGAACUGAAAGCCAGACAUGGGAAAUUAUUUGUUCAGAAAGGACAGAAUAUCGAUGGGCAUGUGAUAAUCCCUGCCAAAGAAAAAGAAGUCAUCACUACAGAAAACUUUCGACCACAAAGAUCAAGUCCAGUUUCCAGCAUCGUAUCUGAAGAAUCUCUUUCUCACAAAAAAGAAAACAAAUAUGAAGAAAGUGAAAAUGUUACUCUUUCUGAAGACAAUAUUGAUGAAAUUUCUGUGGAAAACAAGAAAGAAAAUUCUAUGAAUCAGAGUAAAGAUGAGACAUUGUCAGAGAAUUCUGAACCCGAAGAAAGCUUAGAAUGGGAUGAAAAACAUGUCGGAUUUAUGUCUGAUACAGAAGAUCAACCAGAACGACAUAAAAAAUUACAUCGGCGAGACACACCACACCAUUUAAAAAAUAAACGGAUUAAUAUUGUUAACUCUAAAGAGGAUCAAGAAAAGGUAGCUUCAAUUUUAGCACAAGUCGUAAAGAAAGAACAAACAAAAGAACCUCUACCAUCUCCCCCACCUUCUCCACCUCUAUCGCAUCAUUCUGAAAUUCAAACGGAUGGAGGACAGACACAUUCCAGUGUCGAUUCGAUGUCUGCCAUGGUUGACACUGUUGAAGAACAACUCGUUAUUGAACUCGCCAAACAGCCUUGCGGAUUAGGACUGAGCAUUGCUGGAGGUAAAGGAUCAACUCCGUACAAAGGUGACGAUGAAGGAAUCUUUAUAUCUCGAGUAACCGAAGAAGGACCUGCAGAACAGGCCGGUCUCAGAAUAGGUGACAAACUUCUUACGGUGAAUGGCGUGUCUGUAGUCGAUGUGGAUCAUUUUGAAGCUGUCAACAUUCUUAGAGCAGCAGGUGAUCAUUUAACUAUUCAUAUAAGUCGAGAAACAUCAAAACAAACACAGCCCGUAUUGCAACAGUCAUUUACAGAAAAUGUGUUUGAACCAGAAGCAACAGAAAAUAAUCAUGUUUCUGAGACCAUACAAGAAGAUACUCCCAUUACACCAAAUGACACUAUAUCAGAAGAUAAGAUUGAUUACGUUGAUUCAAAGACUGUGAGUUCAACUUUAGAUACGUCAGUAAGUGAUAGUAGUAAUCAUGUAAGCAAUUAUGUAGCUACUCCAGUUCCACAGGCAACUGAAAAUGAAAUGUACGCUAAACAAGAGCAAAUUGUUUAUACUACACUCAAAAAGGAUCAGAACGGUCUUGGCUUAUCGAUUUCUAAUGAAUACAGUACUGGACUUCAACAUAAAAACAACGGCAUCUACAUAACUGACAUAACAGUUGGUGGUGCCGCAGAGAAGGAUGGCAAACUACAAGUGGGAGAUAAAAUUUUAUCGAUUAAUGGAAUCAAUACGGAGGGACGAACAUUCGAACAGGCUUUGACUUUGUUAAAUGGAACUGAUCGUUUUAUUCGUUUAGUCAUUCAGAGAGAGAAAGGAAAUAACCCAGCUAGAAAAGACAGUGUAUCUGAAUCUGGAAUAACACUGUUAAAUAAAACAAAGCCAGUCGGAUUACCAAGACCAUAUUCUGGAGUUUAUUCAACAGAUUCCUAUUUGGCAAACAGGCCAUCGUACACCGGAUAUUCGGAUAAGAAGCCAAUGUAUUCCAUUUAUACGAAGUUACCUGGUUUAAGAAAUGAGCCAAUCACAGUCACAUCUAAUCCGCUGAAAGUUACCACAUCUAACUAUCCACCUAUAUCUUCUGCUACGGCAGCCACGACUACUUCUACACUAUCGACGACCAAGAGCGUGACGACAAACUCUUCUCAACAGAACUCUUUGGAGGCAUGUCAUUUAUACAGACCACAACACUGUUCCUAUACUGGAAGUCUUGAAAACCAAACCACCACUACAUCGGCACAUUCGCAGGUGAAUAGCAUUCCGGUUGCCAUACCAUCUAAUUCCGUCCAGACAUACAGACCUGUCGGUUCUUCCGAAAAGACUAGUGUUGUGUCAAAGUCACCACUUGAUUCUCUUGUACAGUCAGUGUCUGAAGAUUCUGCCAUGAGGCAUCGGGGACCUCUUGUUACUGUAACUAUCCAACAACCAGAACCAUAUGUACAAUUAAGUCCCAAUUUUCCCCCUUGUCCAAAAGAAUUGGGAAAAAUUACAGAAGUUAUUACUAGGACAACAUUCACAGAAACUACCACCACUAGAGUGACCAAUAAUCAACUUGUGCUUCCAUCUUGUCAAGAGGAAAUAAAACUAGUCAAAGCCGGUGGGCCUUUAGGAUUUAGUAUUAUUGGUGGAGUUGAUCAUUCUUCUUUGCCUUUUGGGAAGAAUCAACCAGGCAUAUUUAUAUCUAAGAUCGUCCCAGAUGGUGCUGCUGCAAAAACAGGGAAAUUAAAAGUCGGAGACAGGAUUAUAAAAGUAAAUGGCACUGAUAUUCAGGCAGCCACACAUACAGAAGCUGUAAUGGCUCUACUUUCUCCGAUAUAUGAGAUGACUCUAACCGUCAGUCACGAUCCCCUACCUCAAGGUUGGCAGGAAUUAACAAUAGAGAAAAAGAAUGGCGAGAAAUUGGGAAUGAAUAUUAAAGGAGGAACAAGAGGUCAUCCUGGAAAUCCCUUCGAUAAAGAUGAUGAAGGCGUUUUCAUUUCUCGAAUAAAUAGUAAUGGUGCUGCUGCAAGAGAUGGAAGAUUGAAACCAGGAAUGAGAUUAAUUGAGGUGAAUGGUACUUCACUUUUGGGAGUUUCUCAUCAAGAAGCUGUCCACGCUCUUCGUAAUGCAGGUAGCGUGAUUCAGCUCAUAAUCUGCGAUGGUUAUGAACCAGAAGAAAUCGAAGACAUAAUGAAAUCUGCUCUUUCUCUUUCCUCAAUUGAUCGUGAAGAUGAAGAGACAGAAAUUAUUAGACAAGAGCAACAAAUGAUGGAAGAAACUAAUCAAUGGGAAAGAGAAAAACAAGGUAAAUAUGCCAUCGUUCCUCAUUCUGCAAAAACUGUCGACCAGAAAGUACUCGAAGUAGUUCAAGCUGCAAAGCAAUUGGUUCAUCCAGAUCUUUUAGGCAAUGAUAAUACUCCAACAAAGGAAAGAAAAACAACUACUGUUUUAAUGACAAAGCAUACAGUUAAUCCCCCAACUGCAAGCACUCCAAAUGUAUUAAGAAAUAACGAAGCUCUACCAUUGCCUCAUAACAUUUCCCCAGUAUCAUCUCCAGUUCCUCCGACAGCUAAUAACUCUUUGAAUCCAGACAGUGAUAUUAGUGGAAGUACAUUGGAUGGAUCAUCCCUAGAUCCAGUCUGUAAUUCUAAGCAUCCUGGUGCCAAACCAGUUUCCACUAAACCUCAGAAGGAUAUGCAACAUGUAUACAAAUCCGAGCCAGAGUAUUUAACAUUCAGUGAGAAAAAGCAUAAAUUUGAGAAGGCCAGUUACGAACCUGUGAUAAAAGAAACUGCAAAAAUAAAACAGUUUAAUUAUUUAUCUCAGAAUGAAGUACGGUGCUCAGAAGAAGAAAAGAAAUUGGCUCCAAUUUUGGGAAACCAGAAUAAAUCAUGUCAUUCUGUAGAUAAAAAUUCCGAUGACUGUACUUCACUUUCUGAUAACCAUAAUGGAAAUCACACAAUAUUGGAUAGUGAAAGGAUAAAGGAGCAGUACUCCAGCAACGUAUGAAUGUUUUCGACCUCAUCAUUGAUUCCAGUUAAUGAAACCUGUCAUUUGCUAUCUUCCUACUGAACAAGUGCGAGUGACAAUUGGAGUUUUCCCAUCAACAUUUCAAGAGUGAAAAGAGGCUGCCUUACCUUUGAACACUUUUGUGAUCAUUGUCAAAUAUAUACCAUCAUCAUAUCAUAUUUUUCAUUUGUGCUUAAGCCAUAGGAAUUAUUUUAACUUUUUAGUCAAUUCCUAACAGUUUGUGGAAUAGUUUAGCAAUCUUGCUUUUUAGCAUUGCCAUACAAGUGCCUGUUAAUCAUUUACAAAGUACAGUACAGAAAAGACAGCAGUGAUAAAGCAGUGUUUUAAGGAACAUUCCUGGAUCAAAAUAAUGUUUUGAGUAAUAUAUACAAGCAAAUUUAUCACCUUCACAUGCCAGAAGUAAAUGUUUGUUGUUUACAAACAACAACAUAUAAAAAAGCUAAACUAAACAUUUUCUUUAUUUUUUUUUAAUUUUAUGUUUGGCUUUAAGUUUUAAAGACUAGCAGCUUUAUUUAUUUUUGUUAUCACUUUUUAAAAAAAAUAAAAAAUAAAAGUAAAAUGAUUAGAAUUAAAUUUUCUUUUUAGAAACCAGAUCUGGGUUUUUCCAGUAUAAAAAUAAAAAGGAAUAUUAAAACUUAAGAAUGUAGAACAAUUAUCAAUAGCAUUUAGGUUAUUAAAUAAAUAUAUUUUUAUUAAAAUGCUUGUAUACCAUAUUUCAGUUUAGAAUCCAAAUCAUUAAAUGGUUUUUUUAAUAAGUUUUCCAUCAUUCAAGGAAUGUUUGUAAAUAUUAUACAUCAUACAGUUUAAAAAGGUAUCAUAUGAUUUUUCUCUGGUGAUUUAAAAAUUUUAUAUGAAGUAAAAUACUGGUUUUUUUUAGGUCUGUGAUAAAUCUUUAUUCUUAAGUAAUCAUUGUCAUUUUUCAUUAAUUAUAAAGGAU
Messenger RNA from Centruroides sculpturatus (bark scorpion), 4716 nucleotides. Its product is annotated as protein lap4-like. Gene Ontology annotation, molecular function: protein binding. The transcript has 25 exons. Bases 399 to 3758 code for a protein of 1119 amino acids. The record is from RefSeq and is a predicted model, not a curated record. NCBI's taxonomy places the organism in Eukaryota, Metazoa, Arthropoda, Arachnida, Scorpiones, Buthidae. Gene Ontology annotation, biological process: neurotransmitter receptor transport postsynaptic membrane to endosome; neurotransmitter receptor transport, endosome to postsynaptic membrane. Gene Ontology annotation, cellular component: postsynaptic density; adherens junction; postsynaptic membrane.